Nothobranchius furzeri (turquoise killifish) is the source of this 14291-nucleotide messenger RNA. It is a transcript of the gene apc2, whose product is annotated as APC regulator of WNT signaling pathway 2. The record is from RefSeq and is a predicted model, not a curated record. Gene Ontology annotation, cellular component: beta-catenin destruction complex; cytoplasmic microtubule; catenin complex. NCBI's taxonomy places the organism in Eukaryota, Metazoa, Chordata, Actinopteri, Cyprinodontiformes, Nothobranchiidae. Gene Ontology annotation, biological process: nervous system development; negative regulation of canonical Wnt signaling pathway; negative regulation of microtubule depolymerization. Gene Ontology annotation, molecular function: beta-catenin binding; microtubule binding; gamma-catenin binding.
GCUAGCCUGCUUCACCAGAUAUUAGGGCGAAACAAAAAGAAGCCAUGAAAUAACUUCUGGGUCGCUCCUGCUUACUGGCUUUGGUUCUUUGAACAACUCUAGAGUGUUUUUUCUGCUGGUGUUGGGCUGCUGAUGCCGGCGCUGCAGCGUUUGGCGGCCUUACGGACUGUAAGCAGCAACUACAUCACACUUAAAUACGGAGAAAACCUGUUUCAGUGUAACCCUCCUCCCAGCACAACUGAGACUGUUCUGUGAUUAUUUCACAGUAGAAUUCUUACACGUUGCUCCUUUAACUUAAUUUUGUAAAGGUAACCAUUUAGAAAACUUUGCUGGCAUUUUGAGAUUUUUCUAACUAAAAAAGAUUUUAUGGUUUGUAAAAAACAUCAAAACCAGUUUUCAUGUAAACAAAGACCACCCCAUGCUCUUCUCUCGCCUCGCCUCUUGAUGUCUGGUUGCCAUGGUAACAACAUCCGGAGGAGAAUGAGGGAUUGGAAAUGGCCCCCCCCCCCCCCAUCAGAGAAGUGUAAUCUGCUCUCAGGCCGUUUCUCUCAGACAGAUGAUGCUCUUCCACGUGACGAGUCAGAUUGUCACGGAUGGAGGAGCUCAGAUGGACCUCUGCCGGGCUCCAAACAUGUCGGUGGUGUCCUGCUUCGUGUGUCUGAGGAGUCGACGGUGAGCUCAGGGAUGUUCUGGACUCGUGAUGUUUACGCAUUGAUGUGCUGCAGUCUCUGCAGGGCAGCUGCAGCGAGGCGCUACAGAGACUAAAGAUGGCCAACGCCAUGGCUUCUUACGACCAGCUGGCCCACCAGGUGGAGGUUCUCCGCAAGGAGAACUCCCACCUGAGGAGGGAGCUGGAGGACAACUCCAACCAUCUGUCCAAACUGGAGACAGAGACGUUUGGCAUGAAGGAGGUUCUGAAGCAGCUUCAGAGUAAACUGGAGCAGGAGGCGGGAACCCUGGCAUCGUCUGGGAGGAGCGACGUUCUUCAUCAGCUCAAAGAGCUCCAUAUGGACCUCACCAACUACUAUGAACUCAAGCACCAACCUCACAACCUGCGGCUGCUGACAGCUGGUCUGGGAGGGGCGGGGCUAACAGGUGUCUCAGGGGUGGGGCCUGCCAUUGGUGUGGAGUUAGGCGACCACUUGGCUCUGCCUUCGUCCUCCUGCUGCUCCUCCUCCUCCUCGGUGGCGAACCGAGCCAGGAGCCCUCUCCGAGUGACGUCACGUCAGGGCGUGUCAUCCAGCGGGGACGCCGCGGCCAUCAUGCUGCCGCAUCACUUCCUGGACGGAGCUCCGCCCAAAACAGCAGUGAUCAGUGGAGCAGAUGGACGGCUGAGCGACCAUCACCUGGAGGAGCUGUACAAAGAGAGGAAUCUUCUUCUGGGAGAGAUCGACCGUGAGGAACGGGAACGCUGCUGGUACUUCAGCCAGCUGGAGGUGCUGUCACAGAAGCUGGCCCAGCUGCCUCGCAUCGACAUGUUUUCCCUACAGAUGGAUCUGAUCCGGCAGCAGCUGGAGUUUGAGGUUCAGCGGGUCCGAUCGGUGAUGGAGGAACGCUUCGGCACUAACGAGGAGAUGGUGCACAGGACGCAGAUGCAUGUGGCUCGUCUGGAGCAGCUGGAGAAGGAGCUGCAGGAGGUCCGAGGGAGUCAGGAGACCCAGCUGCAGCUGUCUGGAGCUGAGAAGCCCCCUGCUGGAGAACCGGAGAACUGCAGCUCAUCCUCUGCUGCAGCUGCAGGAUCAGAAGCUGCAGAUGGAGGCAGCAAGGUGGAGAUGGUCUUCUGGCUGCUCUCCAUGCUGGCCAACCGGGGCAAGGACGAGAUGUCACGGACUCUUCUGGCCCUGUCCAGUUCUCAGGACAGCUGCAUCGCUAUGAGAAAGUCUGGCUGCGUCCCCCUGCUGGUUCAGAUCCUGCACGAAGCUCCAGCUGGAGGCUCUGGAGAGACAGUGGCGAGCAGCGCCUCAGCGGGCUGCAGCAGAGAGACCAAGUCCAGGGCGAGCGCCGCCCUCCACAACAUCAUCUACUCCCAGCAGGACGAGGGCCAGGCCCGCCGGGAGAUGAGGGUCCUCCACAUGCUGGAGCAGAUCCGCACCUAUUGUGACAGCGGCUGGGACUGGAUCGAGAGUCACGCAGUCACACCUUCACCUGGAGGAACCAAAACCACAGACAUUCCCGAACCUGUGGAUCCUCAGAUCUGUCAGGCCGCGUGCGCCAUCAUGAAGCUGUCCUUCGAGGAAGAGUACAGACGAGCCAUGAAUGAAUUGGGUGGUCUGCAGGUGGUGGCGGACCUGAUCCACCUCGAGCAGGACAUGUACGGCAUGCAAAACGACCCAAUAAACAUGGCUCUGCGGCGCUACGCAGGAAUGGCUCUGACCAACCUCACCUUUGGAGACGUUGUUAACAAGGCCACCCUGUGCUCAAAGAAGAGCUGCCUCCAGGCUCUGGUGGCCCAAUUGUCCUCUGACAGCGAGGAGCUCCAUCAGGUGGUCUCCAGCAUCCUGAGGAACCUGUCGUGGAGGGCUGACAUCAGCACCAAGAGAGUUCUGAGAGAUAUUGGCUGCGUGUCUGCACUCAUGACUUGUGCCCUGCAGGCAACCAAGGAAUCGACUCUGAAGAGCAUUCUUAGCGCUUUGUGGAACCUGUCAGCUCACAACAUUGACAACAAGGUGGCAAUCUGUUCAGUUGAUGGGGCUUUGGGUUUUCUGGUGAGCACACUGACCUAUCGCUGCCAGACUAACUCACUAGCCAUCAUUGAGAGUGGAGGAGGAAUCCUCCGAAACGUCUCCAGCCUGAUAGCCACACGUGAGGAAUACAGACAAAUCCUCAGGGACCACAACUGCCUUCAGACUUUGCUGCAGCACUUGCGUUCUCACAGUCUGACCAUAGUGAGCAACGCCUGUGGGACUCUGUGGAACCUUUCAGCCAGAAGUUCAAAAGAUCAGGAGCUGCUGUGGGACCUGGGGGCCGUAAGCAUGCUUCGCAACCUGAUUCAUUCCAAGCACAAGAUGAUAGCCAUGGGCAGUGCCGCAGCGUUAAGGAACCUCCUGACCAAUCGACCCCUGAAAUACAAGGAUGCUGCGGUCGUGUCUCCUGGCUCCUGCAUGCCCUCCCUCUACAUGAGGAAACAGAGGGCGCUAGAGGCCGAGUUGGAUGCCAAACACCUCGCAGAGACUUUUGAUACCUUUGAGAAACAGAGCCCCAAGCACCUAACCCUCAACAAGCCACUUAGACACAUGGAGAGUCUAGCUAAGGAUUAUGCCUCUGAUUCUGGCUGUUUUGAUGAUGACGAAGCCCCUAAUAACUCCAGCAGCCUGGAUACGGGAAACUUCUCCAUGCUGUCCAUGUUUCUCACCAACUCCAACUUCUUGCAGAAUCAACCUCGCAAGAGGGAUGGUGAACCUGAGAGGGACAUAGAUCCUCCUCAGAUAAUUGAGAAGAAACACGCCCCUCCUUCUGAUGACGUGGUCUCUGCUGCUGCGGAGAAGCUUGCAAAAAAGAUUACCAACACGGUUGCCAAGAUUGACAGGCUGGUGGAGGACAUCACCAUGCACACGUCCUCUGAGGACAGCUUGAGCCUAAGCUCUGAGGACCACCUGGCCGAUUGGCCUUAUGGACAGGAUGAACUCAAUGAAGCUCCGGCAAAUGUACGCUCCCCUUGCUGUUUCUCUGGUACAGCCAGUUUGGCCCACAGAGAGCGCCUCAACAGGGCAAACACUCUUUUACGCUUAAAAGCGGCCCAUUCAAGUUUGUCGACAGACAGCCUGAAUAGUGGCAGCACUAGUGACGGCUACUGCGGCAGCAAAGACCAGUUGCAACCUUCUCCAAGAGCUCUGUCAACGCAACAACGACCCAACCAGCUUGACUUAAAAGUGGAUCAUCAAGAAUACCUGAAGGUAGGAUCGGCUCUCCUCAAUGAGGCUGACCAACAGCACAUUCCAGAGAGAGAUUCUGUCGAUAAUAAAGACGUGAAAGUUGUAGAGCUUGGCCAUGCAGACAUAGAAAAGAACCAAGAUCCACAAGUACAAUCACCUGUUAGUGCAUCCACAAAAGUCUCAUCGGAUGUCAGCAUGAAAUCAAUCAAACUUUCUCCUUCAUACCAGCACGUUCCACUCAUUCAGAGUGUGGCCAAAUUUGGGGUUGCCACGACAGCCAUUAAUGUGCAAGCGGCUCAGGCAAUGAGGAGGCAAGCAUGGGUGCCCACCGUGAUGACUGGUGGGAGCAUCACUAAAUUUUCUCCCAUGAAUUCGGCCAGAAGUCCAACCGUUGGUACUAUGGAAACAGUCCAGAAAUACUCAGUGGAAAACACUCCAAUCUGCUUCUCCCGCUGCAGUUCACUAUCCUCCCUCUCCUCUGGCGAUGGAGCUCUAGACGGACAAAGUGAAAAUGAGUUGGAGAGUGACUCAUCAUUAGAGAUAAUCGAUGUGGAGGAUGGCGAGGUGGUGAAUAAAGCACAAGAGGAUGAGACCUUGGAAGAUCUGAGUGACAGCCAGCUUUUGAUGACAGACUCAAAAACUUUUCCCAGCAAAGAGAUGAGUUCCACUGAGAUCCCAUUCCCCAGCAAAAAGGAAAAGGUGUUCCUUAGAGGAGCUUCACCUGCUUUAUUGGAAGACAGAUCUCCUUCCAGUUCCUCUGAUAACUACAUCCAUGAAACACCUCUAGUUUUGAGCCGCUGUAGCUCAGUCAGUUCGCUGGGCAGUUUUGAGUCUCCAUCGAUUGCCAGUUCAAUCCAAAGUGAUCCAUGCAGUGAGAUGAUCGAUGGAACGAUAAGCCCCAGUGAUCUACCAGAUAGCCCAGGACAAACUAUGCCACCUAGUCGGAGUAAGACUCCAUGUUGUGUUGAGCCAAAUCUACAGGAACCGCAAGCUGCAGGAAUAGCAGGACAAUGGGAAAGCAGCCUGCGCAAGUUCAUGGAAAUCACAGAUUCCAAGGAAAGGUUUAACCUUCCACCAGACCUGGACACUAUGAUCUACUUCACAGUUGAAAAACCCAUUGAAAACUUUUCCUGUGCUUCUAGCUUAAGUGCUCUGCCUCUUCAUGAGCACUACAUACAAAAAGACGUGGAGCUGAAACUAACCCCUCUGCUGCAACAACAUGAUGAGAACCUACCUUUCCUUGAUGGAGAUGGGCACGGUUUUGACGCUCGGGAGCAAUACAGUGAGGGUAACUCCGAUGAUGACAUUGAAAUUUUAAAGGAAUGCAUCAACUCAGCAAUGCCUUCAAAGUUCAGAAAGGUGAGACCUUCUCUAAUGACAACUAUCCCCCCUCAUAUACUCAGCUCCCAGAUUCGAAAACAAAUGCAUCUGCCAGCUAACAUGCUUCCAAAUGGCAAACCCCCAAUGUUUUCUAAGAGAAGAACUGUCAACCCACAAAAAGAAUUCAGAUUGGAUGAUUCUUCCUAUACUGAUUCUGCAGACGGUACACCUGUGAACUUCUCCAGCACAACAUCGUUGAGCGACGAAACGCUUCAGUAUCCUCUAAAGGACAGGGGGGCUAAAGACUGCACAGCCAAGGGUCUGAACAAAAAGGAAUUGGUCAACAGUGAGGCAAAGAGGAUUGAAGACCUGAGAAUAUUCUCACACUUCCACAAGCCAAACAGGACCAACUAUCUACCUGAGGUCCAAAUGAGCCGGACAACCAAGCAUGUGAUUCCCACCCAGAAGUUGCUGAUGCAGAGCAAAGAGGUUGCUGACAGAGUAGCAAACCUAAAGAAUCGCGAUUGGUCUCCUAAUCAGCAAAGGAGGCAACAAGGUCAAGGCUCCCACAGAAAGCUGGAACUGCCCACCACAAAACAAAACACAGACAGUAACAUGAAGUCAGGAACAAAUAAAGGAAACAAAAUCAUUCGACAAAUGACACAUUCUUCUGAGGAUAGUAACAGUUUCUAUGAUGACAAAAUCGAAGAAAUACCCAAGCGAAGCGUUAAAAAGCAGAUUAGGGAAGGCAGUAGAAACACCAUCUCCCGAAGCAUGACAAAUAUAGGCAGGACUGACAACUUCCAAGGAAAUCCCAGAGGGUUCCAGAGGAUUAAACAACAUCUGAUGAGGGAUGAGUCCGUGGCAUGUUACUCACUGAGUUCAUCACUCAGUUCACUCAGUGAUGCUGAAUUUGAGGAUCACAAAUCAAAAGCCCAGCAAGUUUGGUACAAGAACAGACACAAUAAAACUCUGAAUAUGGCACAACAAACAAAGGCACUGAUGGUGCAUUGUCAGUAUGAUGAACAAAGCUCACCAAGUUCUGUCAGCAUGGACUCAGAGGAUGACCUCCUUCAAAAAUGCAUAACCUCUGCGAUGCCCAAACAAAGACGAAAGUUUGCUUCAAGGAAGAAAAAGGCAGAAAAUGCUCAGAAACAAAACAUCCCAGAUGGAUGGGACCUUGACCAAGAGAUGGACAGCGAUGACACUGGAUGGGAUAAAGACUCUGACCUCAACAGUGUUGAAUGGAGAGCCAUACAGGAAGGUGCCAACUGUGUUGUGACUGGGCUGCAAGCUUCCAAGUCCCAAGAGCCGUCCUCUGAAGAGACUGAGUCAGUUCUGUCAUUUAUGUCUACGUCCAGCUUCACACCCAAAGAAAAGAAGUUUGCCAAAGACAAAAAAGCUAAUAAACCUCUAGACUUUGAAAAGCGCAAGCCAGUUCCGAACUUACCAGUGGUGUUUAGAGGCAGGACAGUGAUCUACACACCAACAAAAGAGAUGGCUCCGUCACAAAGACCUCCCCCCAGAAAAGUGCCAACUAAGACAGAUGCUCCUAAAAACCCUAAUCUUGCUCAGCACCGGUCAAAAAGCCUUCACAGAUUAGGCUACCCUCAGGACAUGGAACUUUCUCUUCCAAAGAGGAGUUCUACUCCACCCCCAAGAAUACCAAAAAGUUCCUCCUCCGGAUCAUCUCAGAGCUCUACUCCCUCCAAACAGUCACAAAAGAAAAUAACAUCACCAACUCGGACAAACAAAUCCAUCCAAAAAAUGUCUGACACAUCCAGUAGUAGCUCACCAGCUACUAGUCCCCCUGAACGAAGGGGGCGCUCCCCUGUUGUAAACAAAAACGAGAAGUCUCCCCCUCCCAAAACUCAGAAGUCACCUGUACGGAUCCCUUUCAUGCAGAGUUCCCUCAAGCAAUCAAGACCUCUGUCUCCAUUGGUAACCAAUCAAACAUCCUGCAGGCAAAGUAAUCAGCUUGUUGGGAAAAGGGUGACACCAGCUAACCGACAUGACCUGGUUAGAAUGACCUCUGCCCAUUCAAGCAGUAGCGACUCCGAUCGGAAUGGAAUUUUGAGACAGCUGACUUUUAUUAAGGAGUCAAAGACAGCCUCAACACGUGAUGGCUCUCCUCACAACACACCACCAAGAUCACAGAAUGGGUCCCCUCGCAGGGCAGUUCCUGGAGCCUCUGCUGUCUUCCUUUGCUCAUCACGCUGUCAGGAGCUGAAGGCUGUGGUGCAACCUCCAAGAAGGCUGCAAGUAAAAGAGCCUGGAUGUGCACAGCAAGUCCAGAGACCAAACUCUGGCAUUCAAAAACAGGCUACAUCUCUGUCAAGGGCAACAUCAAGUGAACGCGAUUUUUCUGCAAGACGGCAGGCUAGGAGAACAAGCUCUGAAAGUCCCUGCAGGGUAGCCCAGCGAAAUGGGCCAGGCAGAAUCUCAGGAGUCAGACAACAAUAUGACAAAGAUACUUUCAAACGGCAUGCCUCAUCACCAAGCAUUAACAUACUGAGUCGAGUGACCAGUCGCUCUUCGCUACGUUCGUCUUCAUCUGAUUCAAGUGGAAGAGCAAAAAGUGAGGAUGAUACGAAGAAAAAGGGGCAAAGAUCCACAUCACGCCAUAAUGAUGGAGUGACUUGGAGGAGAAUCAGGGACGAAGAUGUACCUCAGAUAUUAAAAAGCACUUUGCCUGCUAAUGCUUUACCACUGGUGCUUUCUCCUGAUGGAGAAAAGCCGAAGCCACCAGCUCUUCUAGGUAAACUCCCAACUAUUCUGCUUGCCUCUCGCAAGACAAGUGAUGCAACAGUCCAGACAGAAGAUUUAUCUCAUAACAAGACUAACUCAAGCACCUCUCCAAAAGCUGAAACUGCCCCGGUCAUCUCAGAGGAAGCAGCGAGAUUGGCUCUCCUUAGAAAAUUUAGUGCUAAUUCUGGGGCUAACCUUCAGGACACAGAGUCAGAUGGUUCAACAAGGAGCCACAGCGCCACAGGUACGUCAGACAACCACGUUGGCGGAGUUGUCACUUUCCGCCAAGGAUCCCCAAGCAAGGCUGCCCGAGUCACUCCAUUUAAUUAUAUCCCGAGGCCCAUGUCCUGCCGCCUGCAAGACUUGCAGAGCCAAGCAGUAACAAACACUGAAAAGUCUGUGGGAAAAAAAGAGUCGUAGAGCGUUGUUUGGAUUACUAGCCCACUUGAAGGACACCAGAAUGAAACUCAGCAAUCAGAUGGACACGUGGGCUGGUCCUGUAGCUUGGACAUUGACUCUCUAGUAUCCCAUUCACUGUAGUCUAAAUAUUCUCUCAGAACAAUAGAUCAGAGCUUCCAUCUGCUGUUCAUACCGAGUUGGAUGUACGCAUUGACACAAGUCUGAUAGGAAUGGACCACUACAAAAACUUCUGAGAAAAUCUUACCUGAAAAAGGCAUUUUUUUUAUACUUUUUUGUAUUUGAUAAGUAAAUAUUGUCCACUAGCAGUGAGGUGGAAGCUGAAAGCAGGAGACAAUGAACUGGAGUUCAGCACAUGAAUGACCAUCGCUUUCUUGGACACCACUGACUGGAACAAUGUUAUACCACCUUAUGAAGAACAAAACAGGACUACUGUUUGAAAAGGUUCUAACUGCGGUAGAGAGCCCAAAUCUCAACAAGGACACACAUUCAGUGAGUUGUAAAGUAUUUUUAUGUACCGUACAUCAAAGCUUUUAGCUGUUGCUUCACUGCUCAACAAAUAAGAUGUUUGUAGCCCAGGAGGUUUGGUGAAGCCAUUUGUGAUGAAACAUUUCUUCCAAUUGAUGUAACGGAUAACUAGUAUUAUUCUCACUGUUAUUCCAGUGUCUGUGUUUUAUUAAUACUCAAGCUAUAAACACCAGAAUAUUCUAAUUUUACUCCUACUUUCUCAGUUGCACCUUGUGGUAUAUUUGGCAGCUUAACAUUAAUGUUCUUUUUAGACAUGCUAUGCACUUCAAGAACUUCUACAUUAAGCCAUGUGUCAAACGUUCUGUUCCCUCAUCCUUUUCAAUCCAACUUUCAGGUAGCCCAUUAAAGUUUCUGAUGCAGAUUAUUGGAACAUCAGCAUGUCUAAAAAGUGCCAAUGUUGAGCUUCCCAUGACAUCUCUGACAAUGUGUACAAGGACUUAGCUUAAUAAAGCAUGCUCAGCUCGAAUGUAAACAUUAAAUCAAAAGGCAGUUUUUUGCAGUGCUGAUGCAACGUGUCUGUGGUUCAGGAUAAAGCAGUUGUGGGACAUAGCUAUCGUCUUUAGCGAUGUCCCGAUACAACUUUUUCACUUCCGAUACGAUACCAAUGUUGCAGCCUUCAGGAUUGACCGAUACCGAUAUCGAUACGAUACGAUACGAUAUCAGCACAAAUCAUACAUACGUUUACCUGUUUUGUAGUGUGGAAUGUAUGAAAGGAUUGAUCAAGUGAUGUUACUUAAUCAGAGAAGAAGAGCCAAUAAUAGUAAGUAUGAAAAAAUGGCAAUUUUUUUUUAACCAUUGGUUGCAAAAAUGUGAACCUUAACGGACUGCUUACAUCGGACAGUUUUGACGCAGUCCGAUAUAAUCCGAUACAGUGUUUUUGGGCCGAUAUCGAAUUACUUCCGAUAUCGAUAUCGGAAUGGGACAUCCCUAAUUGUCUUGAUAUUUAAUCACCAUACACAGUCAUUUUAAAAUCCCAGUAUUAGCAGACAUCCACUUUGCAUCCCUAUACUGGAAAUUAAAACUGACAUAACAGUUAACUGGGUUCAGUAAGUAAUCCUGACACUCUGAAUUCCAUAAAGUUAGCUUUCUCUCUUGCCCUGACAUGGUGUAUAACUAACCGUUUUAAUUUCAAGUAGUAAUUACCAUAAAUGUUCACUCUGACACAAACUGCAACCCAUUUCCGUCACAGAAACUACUGCAACAGUCUGCCACGUUCCAAACUCUCAGUAACCCUGGGUCCUGUCACCUUUGGUAUUGUAAAUAACAUGCAGGUAUACGGAAUCCUCCUGGUGAGAGUUACUCCCUGACAGCAUGCUAAUAUAUUCGACUGUAUACACACACGCGUAAUCACUGACAACACUGAGGUGGAACAGCUUUUUAAGCCCAGCGCCAUUUAAGUUCUCAUGUCACAAAAGACUUAUGAACACUCAAAAUCAGUAGAAAAACAUUGUAGCCACAUGCUAACACAAUGCUAAUGUACAUGUUAAUGCUGUGGAAUUUAUUUGAUAUUAGAUUCAGGUGUUGCCCGAUAUCAAGUGUGUGAAGAACAUGGGGUCAGAGGUGAUUGGGCCUUCUGGUGCAGCAAAAGGGACAGCACUGAGACUAUUGAGCGGUACGAUACAGCUGGCUAGCUACUAAGCUACUAGCUAUUACCAACAACAAAGUAAUUCAUCAUUGUGUUCUUCCUGCUUUAAAGAGAGCAUAUUUUACAAAAACUCACCUUUCCCAAUCUUUUUGUGUUGCAAGGUGGAUCUCACCCUUCUUUAUAAAUAGGAAUUUAAAGAGAGGGUGAAGCAAACUGUAUUUUCUGACAGUGUUUUGCUUCAGGAAGUAUAGGUCUAAAGUAAGCUGGGGUUUUCCCCAUUAUUGAGCUGUCACAUUCACAAAAAUUAGCAUACCACCCCUCUUACUUGUGGAUGCUAGAGGGGCAGCGGCUCUACUUGGAGCCCCUCCUGGAUAUCCAAGCUCCUCCCCCGAUAGCAGCUGUUAUAGACGCCGCCCAAAACUCUCCCUGCAGUUCCAGCCUUCCGGCCUCCUGGUUGGUCCAGACCCGCGCUCCUGCCGGCAACUGAUGAGCGUAGCUGGACAACAUUCCCGUUAUUUACUUACACGGGAGACAAACGGCGGUGAUCUCAACCAGUCGUUAAAGACCUCCGUGGUUGUUGGUACUUUGAAAACAGAGAUUACAUUAGAGCUAAGAAUGUUUGUGAGCAACGCUAACUGCGCUAACUUGGAACAAUCAUUACAUGAUCUUUGGUGUUGCCCUUUUUGAAUCUGUUGAACGCCCACCCGGUUUUGGGAGAGUGAACGUGGUUGAGAAGAUCGCUUUUUGAUCUUAAUUUUUGUGUUCUAGAGUUUGUCCCUCCAGGGAAUUUUGAGUUAAGUUAGUAGAUAACGGGACUAUUUUCGUUUAGAUUAGAAUUUGCAUAAAAAGGAUCAUUCCUUAUUUAAUUGUAGCCCGUUUUGAGCAGGUGAAAUCUCUGCAUUUCAGUUCAUUUAAAUCCGUUAAAUAACUUAUCGUAUUUUCCGGACUGUAAGUCGCACUUUUAUUCAUAAUCUGGCUGGUCCUGCGACUUAUAUACCAAAUUAUGUAUACCGCGCUGCUGUGGGCCGGCUCUGGACCAGGAAUGAGCUCCCCUUCCCCGCCAUCACCUGCUGGAGACCGUUGCGCGCUGCUGCGGGCCGGUGUCGGUGCAGGAUCGGCUCGGGGUCCUUCGACUGCCGAUGAUGUCAAAGUAGUUGAUUGGCUGAACAUGAAGCUUACGGAAGAGACGUUAUCACGUUAUGAUUUUGAUUGGUCAGAACAAAUUUGCGGUUGUAGUCUUAGUGGUUGUAGUCCUGUAGUCCAAAAAUCAACACGUUUUGGAGAAAAUAUGUUUGAAUUUCUAAAGGAAAUGUAAAAUAUAAGCAAAUGAUAAACGGUGACCCUCAAAAGCUCUUGAUGUUGAUGAAAUGGGGCAAAAUAAAAUAUAAGAACUUUAUUGAAAGACACCAAGAUAACAACUAAGGAAAUAUACAGAAGAACUCCACAUUAAUACUAACAGAUGUGGCUUCACAUAUAAGAACUGUUCUAUUGUUUGUCAGUCCGAUGUUGGUUUUAUGCAGUUUCACAUUCUUUACAAAACAAAGAUAAUAUGGUGUUUUAUUAACAAAUUACAAUUAUAAAGAAAACAUUCAGGUGUUGACAAACAAGAAUUUAUUAACAAAACUGCUGAUGUCUUAUGUGUCGUAUGUGUGAAAGCCGAGAUUUGCAGUAAUGUGACGUUAUCGGCAGUCGAAGGACCCCGAGCCGAUCCUGUACCGACACCGGCUCCGGUCCAGGUUUCAGCUCCUCUGCCCCGCUGGGAGGGUUUGAAACACCGCCAUCCUCUGCUGGAGACCGUGGCGCGCUGCUGCGCCCGCGUUGUUUAUUCUUUUAUUGUUACUGGUACUUGUCUUGCAGUGUGAAAUGCUUGGUCUCAGAUUUUGUAAGAAAAAUAAUAAAAUUCCCCCCCAAAAUGCGACUUAUAUAUGUUUUUCUCUUCUUCGUUUUACAUUUUAUGGCUGGUGCGACUUAUACUCCAAAAAAUACGGUACUCUUUUUGUAAGAAUAUAGGCGUUCUCGUUUCGUGUUUGUUCGUUUUGUGCCUCAUUUUUCCUCCUGUUAAGUUUUAUGUGACCCCCUCCUCUCCACACAUGAUUCCCCCCCCCCCCCCCCCCCCAGUGCCGGGGUUGUAACAGCAGCCUAUCAGGGGAUGGGUGGGCGUGGUCAACAACAGCAGGCUCAUUCUGGAGUGUACUGAAACUUUAGAGCUCAAAUCCCUUCGAGAGACAGAUUUUUUUGCUAAAUCCUUCAUAAGUACGUUAGUUUGUUGUUUUUAACCAAUCAGACUUUUUAACCCUUUAUUAAAACCAGCAAAAACCAGAUUAAAAACAAUUAUUUUAUUUACAACUGUGGCCUGGUAAAAGGGAAUGGUUUGUAAAAUAAAAUAAAACAAAUGUUAAAAUGUUAGAGGCCUCUUGAAACUAAAAAUAUAUAAUAGGACCCACAUAAAUCAUAGAAUAGAUCUAAAGUUUCAACACUGGCAAUAACCUUUUAUUAACCAGGACGUCCCUGGAGAUUAGCGCCUCUGGCCAUGAUGACACAUCAGGAUAAAACAAGUCAAAGAGGAGGGCGUUUAUGGAGUAAAGAGGGCGUCUGCAUUAGAAAUCCAGGACUAAAACCAGUAUUUUGUUUUAGGUCACAUCGUUUCAGCACCAACAUUUGGCUGAGAUCGUCUCCUUUUCUGAAAGCUUAAUCUUCUUAAUUCUGUCCCCAUUUCUGCGCCAUGAGGCUUGUGGUGGUACGGACCUGGAUCCGGCACUUAGCUCUUCAACUCUGCACAACAUGUUCGUUUCUGCUUAACCGUGUUGCUGUAAAAGUAGCAAUAGUUGGAGAGGAUUAUGAGUAUUCUCUGUAGUCGUACCCGUCCCUCCUUCACGUGUGCCUGUAGGUGUGGAUGGGAGAGUGUUUAGCCUGCGUUACGGGGCUGUUUACUCAGAGACCACCCUGUACCGAACCAAACCCUGGCAGCUUUUUAAAGGCCAACAUCCUUCUGAAAUCUGUCUUUUCAGUACCAAACCAACCGAAAGAAGUGAGAACAUGAACAGCAGCAUCAUUCCAAGAAGAGAAAGAAAUCCGGGAACCGUUAAAAUCCCAACGUUCCAGUAGAAAAAGCCUGCUGCUCGUAAUUCGUUUUCAUUGUCGCAAACUACAUAAGUGUAAAAGAAAAAUAGGUAUUUGGGUGGUUUUUACGGUAAUUAUCAACAUCUGUGACCAUGAUGUCAAAUGACAAUUAUUCAUUUAUAGAUUAUGAAUAAAUUUACUGCCCUUGCUGACGUGUCAGACAGAUUAGGACUGGCAGUAGUCUGUAGUCCUCUGUUUAACCUUGAAAAGACAGAUUUAGGAUGUGGGAAUGACUUCACGGCCCUAACAGUGGCGUGUCCAGAUCUUUUAAAAUGGGGUGGCCCAGGUGAGGCACAACUUUGUGCAUGGGUGGCACCAAUGGUUAUGCUUUUUUUGUUUUACCCCCAAGCCGUUUGUGGACAAUGAAAAGCCUAUUUAAAGGUAAAUUAGUGUGGUGGCACCUGGGGUGGCCAAUCAGAUUCCAAGGGUGGCAUGUGCUACCCCAGGCCACUCCCUGGACACGCCCCUGGCCCCUAAAAACUAAAUAUGAAGUUAAAGGAGAUGAGAGUUGUGGUUGGUGUUGCCGCUGACUUUGUUCACGUCUGGAUCCGACCCGUUUGGAGCAGAAUGGUACAAAACAUCUCAUCCUGCAUGUGAACAAGAUGGCAGGCGGGGUCACGGGGUCGCGACAAACAUGCAAACAGCAGAAGUGUGUCAUUAUAAAUGUUUCAUUCCAAUAAAAGUGAUGUGAUUCCUUAAAA